CAAGAUGGCGGUGCCCACGACCGGCGAGACUGGCAGAGCAGGGGAGCCGGGGCUCCGGAGGAGGAGGGCGGCUGAGACUGCCGCGACCACCCCGGCACAUAGCGCGGAUGCCCCCGAGAAGAAUGAGGGGCCCAGUGCAGGGGCCCCGCUCCAAACCGGAAGCUUCUGGUUGACCAGGAUCGUAUUGCUGAGAGCCAUAGCGGCCAUAUACUUCGUGGCGUUCCUGGUUGCUUUCCACCAGAACAAGCAGCUGAUUGGGGACAAAGGGUUACUGCCAUGCCGGCUGCAUCUGGAAGACAUCAAACGAUACUUUGGCGGAGGAAUUGGCACGGAUGCCCUCAGUUACGCGCCCACGCUGCUCUGGCUCUUAGACUGGUCGCACAUGGAUACCCACUUGGAUAACAUCGCGUUGGCCGGCCUUGCCAUUUCAGCCUUCGUUCUUGUCUCGGGAUGUGCUAAUAUGAUCCUCAUGGCUGCUCUCUGGAUACUUUACCACUCAUUGGUGAACGUCGGACAGAUAUGGUAUUCCUUCGGUUGGGAAUCUCAGCUCCUGGAAACCGGAUUUCUAGGGAUCUUUCUGUGCCCCGUUUGGUCUCUCGCCCGAAUCCCAAAGAACACCCCGCCGUCUCGCAUAGUCAUCUGGACGUUCCGCUGGCUCAUCUUCCGGAUCAUGCUCGGGGCGGGUCUGAUCAAAAUCCGCGGGGACCGAUGCUGGAGAGAUCUGACAUGUAUGAACUACCAUUACGAGACACAGCCGGUACCGAACCCGUUGGCCUAUUACGCGCACCGCAGCCCGGCACCGUUCCACCGGUUCGAGACCCUGGCCAACCAUUUCGUCGAGCUGAUCGUGCCGUUCUUCGUGUUCCUCGGCAGGCGCAUGUGUCUCGUUCACGGGCUUCUGCAGAUCCUCUUCCAGGUGGCCCUAAUCCUCAGCGGUAACUUAAGCUUUCUGAAUUGGCUGACCAUCGUGCCAAGCCUUGCCUGCUUUGAUGAUGCCAGCCUCAGCUUCCUCUUCAGCUCCAAAGAAGGGUCAGCGAAACAUCAUGUGUCCAAGUUGCAGGCCCAGAAAGCUGCUGGUGAUGAACCUCCAAAGACUUAUAGUUUCUACGUCCGGAAAAUGGUUCAUCUCUCACUGGGCGUCCUGAUCACCUACCUGAGUGUCCCCGUCAUCGUGAACCUACUGAGUUCCAGGCAAGUCAUGAACACGUCUUUCAACCCACUCCGAAUCGUGAACACCUACGGAGCAUUUGGCAGUAUCACCAAGGAGAGGACGGAGGUCAUCAUUCAAGGGACUUCAAGCUCGGAUCCCAACGACCCCAACGCCGUCUGGGAGGAAUACGAGUUUAAAUGCAAGCCGGGGAAUCUGACGCGGCGUCCCUGUAUCAUCAGCCCCUACCAUUACCGCCUCGACUGGCUCAUGUGGUUCGCAGCGUUCCAGACCUACGAACAGAACGAGUGGAUCAUACACCUCGCGGGGAAGCUGCUAGCCAAUGACAGAGCAGCGUCCUCCCUCAUAGCGGUCAACCCCUUCCUGGAGAAGAGUCCUCCCAGGUGGAUCCGAGGAGAGCACUUCAGGUACAGGUUCAGCCAGCCGUGGGGUGCGCAUGCGUCCGAGGGCAGGUGGUGGAUUCGGAAGCGGAUCGGACCGUACUUCCCGCCGCUCAACCUCCCCGGCCUCAAGAAAUUCUUCCAGUCGAGGUCGUGGCCGUUGCCGGAAAAAACCUCAUAGAAUGGACCGAAACGCUGAUAUUUUUCCAAAAUAAAAAGCAUUUUUU
This is a messenger RNA of Spea bombifrons (plains spadefoot toad), 1775 nucleotides long. RefSeq names its product lipase maturation factor 1 (gene LMF1). Gene Ontology annotation, cellular component: endoplasmic reticulum membrane. The record is from RefSeq and is a predicted model, not a curated record. Gene Ontology annotation, biological process: protein maturation. The coding region runs from base 5 to 1729 and encodes 574 amino acids. The transcript is spliced from 11 exons. NCBI's taxonomy places the organism in Eukaryota, Metazoa, Chordata, Amphibia, Anura, Pelobatidae.